Molecule: messenger RNA, 693 nt
Organism: Prosopis cineraria
Lineage: Eukaryota; Viridiplantae; Streptophyta; Magnoliopsida; Fabales; Fabaceae
Product: OVARIAN TUMOR DOMAIN-containing deubiquitinating enzyme 9-like
Exons: 9
Coding region: 1-693 (230 amino acids)
Biological process (GO): protein deubiquitination
Molecular function (GO): cysteine-type deubiquitinase activity
Source: RefSeq, a predicted model, not a curated record
AUGGGUAACUGUGACCAUGGACAGGAGAGUAAUCAAGAAGAAGGGGAGGAUGAUGGACCUUCUAGUUUAUGUUCUAGCUCAAAAAAGAAUUCAUAUUAUUGUGGUGAAGAAUGGUUGUAUUCAUUGGAGCAGAUGGAUGAAUAUGCUGACAGAGAACAUGUUCCUAGCACCAAUGGAAAAAUACCUUCAGUUGAUGAAGCGACGUUAGAUCAUCAAAGGCUACUAGACAGAUAUUGCUUAUUAGUUUGCAUGACCAAAAAUGCUAAGAAUACUUUUCUCAUUCAUAGAUUGCAGAUGUACAAGUUAGUUGAGUCUAUCAGAGAUGGAAACUGUCAGUUAUAUCCAGAGACAGACGUGGGAUAUGUUCCCAUAGAUUAUGAAGACUAUUUAGAGAAGAUGAUCAAGAACAGUGAAUGGGGAGAUCAUGUUACUUUGCAGGUUGCUGCAGAUACUCAUACAUUGCUGUAUAGAGUAAAGAUAUUUGUCAUAACAUCAUUCAAGAGCACUUGCUGCAUUGAAACUCUUCCUAAUUUUGAGGGAUCCAAACAAGUUAUUUUUCUGAACUUCUGGGCUGAGGUACACUACAAUUCAAUAUAUCCUGAAGGAGGUUGGCAGAUACUUUGUUAUGAGAAUCUUUUAGUGUCUACCGCAAAUGGUGCUUGGUUUAAGAUGUUGAUAGCCGACCAAAUCUAG